Molecule: messenger RNA, 837 nt
Organism: Penicillium angulare
Lineage: Eukaryota; Fungi; Ascomycota; Eurotiomycetes; Eurotiales; Aspergillaceae
Gene: pyrG
Product: orotidine-5'-phosphate decarboxylase pyrG
Exons: 2
Coding region: 1-837 (278 amino acids)
Biological process (GO): 'de novo' UMP biosynthetic process; 'de novo' pyrimidine nucleobase biosynthetic process
Cellular component (GO): cytosol
Molecular function (GO): orotidine-5'-phosphate decarboxylase activity
Source: RefSeq, a predicted model, not a curated record
AUGUCGUCCAAGUCACAACUGCCUUAUGCUACUCGCGCGACCAGCCACCCCAAUCCCCUCGCUCGGAAGCUCUUCGAGGUUGCUGAAGCCAAGAAGAGUAACGUGACGGUUUCUGCCGAUGUCACCACCACCAAGGAGCUUCUCGACCUAGCCGACCGUCUCGGUCCCCACAUCGCCGUGAUCAAGACUCAUAUCGACAUUCUCUCCGAUUUCAGCUCCGAGACCAUCGAUGGCUUGAACGCCCUUGCCGAGAAGCACAACUUCCUCAUCUUCGAAGACCGCAAGUUCAUCGAUAUCGGCAACACCGUCCAGAAGCAGUACCACGGCGGUACCCUGAAGAUCUCCGAAUGGGCACACAUCAUCAACUGCGCCGUUCUACCUGGCGAGGGUAUCGUCGAGGCUCUGGCUCAAACCGCCCAGGCCGAUGACUUCCCCCACGGCCCAGAGCGCGGUCUUCUGAUUCUCGCAGAGAUGACCUCCAAGGGAUCUCUCGCAACUGGCGCCUACACAUCUGCCUCAGUAGACUACGCGCGAAAGUACCAGAGCUUUGUUCUGGGCUUCGUUUCAACCCGGUCAUUGGACGACGUUCCCUCCUCCGUCAACGCCGCUGAUAACGAGGACUUUGUUGUCUUCACAACCGGCAUCAACCUGUCUUCCAAGGGAGACAAGCUGGGCCAACAGUAUCAAACACCGCAGUCGGCUAUUGGUCGUGGUGCGGACUUUAUCAUUGCGGGGCGUGGUAUCUACGCGGCCGCGGAUCCUGUUGAGGCUGCCAAGCAAUACCAGCAACAGGGCUGGGAAGCCUAUCUGGCUCGUAUUGGUGGCGCUAGCCAAUAA